UGUGUUCAGCUGCUUUUUCAUGCCACAUCCUCUGGAACGCGCGAUUUGAUUAGCGGCUGAACCACGUGACCAGGAGGUGAGCGUGACGUGAGCGCUGAUAACGUCUCUGACGGAAAGCUGAGGCUCGGUCCGCGGCUGCAUUAGUGUCGAUCCAGGCUGUGGAACUGGCGCGCGCGCGCUGACUUGCUGCGGCUGGUUCGCGCGCUGCUGAAGGACAGGUGGAGCUCUCGCGCGGUUCUGUCUUCAGUCGCGAGCUCAGGUGCAUGUGUAGUAGAAAAGGCAGUGUCAGGUUAAUAGAAAUGUCUCUUUAAUUGCGCUGCUUCCUCCAUGUCCUUCGAUUUUAAUGAGCGGAGCGGUAUCUUCUCCCUUGCACCUGCUCUAUAAGGAUACAUCCUGCCCUGCGGACGUGCCAUCGGACAGCGUACAAGAAUGGAGCAGCACAGCCAGAAAAAUCCUGACGUCCAGUCAUCUUCAGAAGAACUGAAAGCAACUACAGAGGCCUCCAUUCUUGUUCAAGGCUCAGAGAAAUGUUCUUCUGCACCAAGCAGACCAUCUACAGCUCCGGCUCGCCCAAAGAGGCCUCAGAGAACCUCCCGGGUCGAAUCCACUGACAUCUUACAGCCUGAGGACCCAGAGUGUCCUGAAUUCGACCAGGAGAAAGUUGACUCUUUUGCUCUUAACAAGGCCAGUCAACCAUCAGGUCCAGCCCAGCAGCUCCGUGAUGACCUCCCCUGUAGCCCAUCUUCUUUGACUGGACAGGUCCCACAGGUCACGAGGAGCCAGAUCUCCAAGAGAACAGUCUCGCUUCCUCAGGCCCCAUCCUAUAAACCACCUGUCACAGAUCCCACUGUUCUCCCUCAGAGGGCGUUCUCUGUAGCUGGCACAGCUGAUACAAAGCCUCAGACUGAUGAGGAUUUCAGAGUGCACAUAAUCACAUGGAACGUGGGCUCAGCCGUGCCCCCAGAUGACAUCACUUCCUUGUUGGGGCUAAAUGUAGGCGGGGGAAAUACGGACAUGUAUAUUGUAGGAUUACAGGAAGUGAACUCCAUGAUCAAUAAACGCCUGAAGGAUGUCCUUUUCACAGACCAGUGGAGUGAAGUCUGCAUGGACACACUCAGUCGCUUUGGAUACGUGUUGGUGACAUCACAGAGAAUGCAGGGUGUACUGCUGCUGGUUUUUGCAAAGUACUACCACUUGCCUUUUAUCAGAGGCAUACAGACGGAGAACACACGCACUGGUCUGGGAGGAAUAUGGGGAAAUAAGGGUGGAGUAAGUGCUCGGAUGAGUGUGUUCGGACACGCACUAUGCUUCCUGAACUGCCACCUGCCGGCUCACAUGGAGAACACAGAGAAGCGCAUGGAUGAUUUUGAGAGCAUUUUGCAGCAGCAACAGUUUGAAGGUCAAGCUGCCAUGGGAGUCCUGGAUCAUGAUGUUGUUUUCUGGUUUGGGGAUCUAAACUUCCGUAUAGAAGACUUGGAGAUGCACAUGGUUAAGGCAGCUAUUGAUAAUAACAAACUUUCCAUUCUGUGGGAAAAAGACCAGUUGAACAUGGCCAAAGACACAGAGACUGUACUUGAAGGCUUCCAAGAAGGACCUCUGAAAUUCCCUCCUACCUAUAAGUUUGAUGUGGGAACUAACACAUAUGAUACCAGUGGGAAGAAGCGUAAGCCAGCAUGGACUGAUCGCAUUCUUUGGCGUAUGAGGCCAAUGGCUCCAGCAACCAAUGUGUCCAAGCGUAGCUCAAUGUCAGGCCUCACCAGUGGCACUCGGGUCACACAGCACUUUUACCGCAGUCACAUGGAGUACACUGUUAGUGACCACAAGCCGGUCUCCUCCAUAUUCACCCUGCAGUUUCCGUAUAAGGUGGAUAUGUCAUUGGUAACGCUCAUUGUAGAAGAUGAAUGGAGGGAAGUGACUGAUGCUGUGGCGAAAUUUAAGGUGGCACCCAAUUACUCCAGAAGUUCCUGGGACUGGAUUGGACUUUAUAAGGUUGGAUUCAAACAUCAUAAAGACUAUGUAGCUUACACUUGGGCUAAACAGGAAGAGUCAGAUUACCUGAGACAGGAGCACAAUGUUUCCUUUGCAGAGGAGGAGUUACCAAAAGAGCCUGGUGACUAUAUUUUGGGUUACUAUAGCAACAAUAUGAACUCCAUUGUGGGUGUUACUGAGCCCUUCCAGAUUCAGUUGCCAUCACCCAGCACGGCUGGUCUCAGUGCCUCUGACAGCUCAGAUUUUAGCUCUGAGGAUGAGGUCAAGAAGGGCAGCAGUGGCAGCAGUAGUCGCAGCGCCACACCCACUGGGCAAGAAGGAAACUCCCACAAACCCCAUUCCAGACACGACUCAUCACAUUCCACUUCCAGUUCUAAGGGUGGCAGCCCUGUUAAAACAAGGGACUCCUCUGCUGAUCGAGACUCAGGGAAAAACAGUGGAAAGCCAAAAAUGCCUUGAAUGGGCUAAGUGACAUUCUGGAGAUGGCAUCGAGAUAUAAUGCAGGAGCUUUUGCUGUAUCAUGAUGUGAUUUGUUACUUGAAGUCUUAAAUGUGGCAGGACAAAGUUAUCCCUUUAGUUGCACUCUCUCCUAGGAAUUAGGAAAGUGGAGUGAAUUAAAAUCUUUGUCUCUUUAGCAGUAAACUAAAUUUAUGUCAUAGAUCAUUCUCCACUUUUUCCUUUUUCUCCAUUUCAAUCAGAUUCAAAGAGAAUGGUUCAAUUCUCAGACUUUAAUAAAGAGCAAAGCACAUGAGUUAAACAUAUUUUAAAAUGAUACAUAAGGAGCAUUUGGUCUUUACUGUUUCCAGUGUAAUAACUUUUGUAAAUUAAAUCUGCAACAGUGUUUGCUGAGGGCAUCACAGCCUUUCCUAAAGCUCUGUGAAAUGGCCAGGAUUCUUUCACUAAUAAAAAAAAAUGCCUUUCCUGACCACAGCACUACUGAUAAGAGUGCUUUAGUGGUAGCACACAUCAGCCAGUUCUUGAGAAUCCUUUCUAUUUUCUAUCAGUAAACUGACAGGACUCAUCCGAUUUGAUUCUUGUAUUUAAAGGCUGAACAGUAAAGAGCGAUCCAGGUUUAUUUCCAUUAUAAUAAACGUGUACAGAUAUCAGAACAUGAUUCUGUCAAAUGUGAUACAGGUCCUUCUGUGCACUUACCGACUCUCCCAUGUGAAUUGUGCAGCACUGGAAUCAUGUCAUUCAUCCUUGUAGUAGUGUUCCUGUUACAGUAGAUGUCUGAAAGUCAAACCUUGACAGAAAAAUCUAAAGACAUAUUCUUCUCCUUCUCUCAAGAAUCCAAUAAUAAAAUAAAUGUGGUGUCACUUGGUAAUUUAAGGGUACUGUUUAAGCAUAAGCUUAAUAUAGAUAACUGUAGAUUAGGGAAUGAUUUUGAGAAAAUAAAUCAUUUGUGAACAUGAGAAAAAAAACAUACUUCCUGAAUAAAUUAUACUAUAUAAUUUACUUAGAUGUGUGGGAGAGUUUUUGUGCCUGGUUAGAUUUAAGUAUUAAACAGUACUACAUCACUGCUGUAACUAUAAGUGUGGAGAUUCUGUAAAUGCACCGUCUGGUAUUUUCUAGAAUUUGUCCUGUGUUACGAAGAUCUCCCCUCUCUCUCUCUCUCUCUCUCUCUGUCUCUCUCUCUCUCUUUUACUUUCUCUCUCUCUCUCUCGAUAGUGCCAGUGAUUAGCAGUACACAGUGAUAACUUCAGUAGCUGGUAAAUCUCAGUGCACCAGUUAGGACCGGGAGAACUAUUUUACACUUUGUGCUAAGUAAGUGUAAGAGUGUGCAUAUGUCCUUACGUGGGUGACUGUGUAUGUGUAUAUGUGUAUAUGUAUGUGACGGUAUGUCAUGCAAACAAAUUGUGGUAUCAGAUUUCUUGUAAUACUUAGGAAAAAAUGUAAAUGACCCUUAAACUUUAGCUAAAAGGAGCAGGAUGGAAGCGUAGUUUUAUAGGUUUUUUAUUAUUUCAAACUAAAAUAAAAAUUAUGUUGAAAAACUUAUCAAAGCCAUUUGCACAUAACAGUGAUAUACAUUAGUCUAGUGUUAGAUCUAUUUGUUAAUUUUUCACUUGCUAUUGAAGAAUUAAUGGAAUAAUUCCCCUAGUGUAAUAAUUCAAUUCAGUUAUGGUUCACAUGACAUUUCUAAUUUAAGACACUAAAGUCUUUUGGAGAGCUGGAUUACAGCUAGGCAGAUCCUAGUGGGCUGUUCACUGGGCUGUGGACUGUUCAAUGCCCCUGCUCUGGGUAAAAGUAGUGGCAGCUGUAUGGUAAUGUAGCUUUUUGCGGUUUUAUUAUAAUUCUAACAAUCGGCCCUCUGAGAGCAGCAAAAUAAUUUGGGAUAGAACUAUUUUUCUUUUUUUAUUUAAAGGCAGGAAAAAAAACAAUGCUGCCUCCUUAACAAUGCUAUUGUAAUAUUUCUGUUCUUGGAUGCUGAAAACAGGAAAGGUCGGAUCAGAAUUAUGAUUAAGGGUCAGGUUUAGAUCUUUAUUGUGUCUGCAGAAUAGCCCUGACUCUUACCCCUAAGAUAAGCUGUGGAAUCAGUCUAAAUAAAAGUUGUUUAUUUUUUAUGAACUGACAAUCAAUGCCAAAAAAAUAAAUAAAAAUAAUAGUGUUCAUAUAAUGUGAUUAUUG
This is a messenger RNA of Clarias gariepinus (North African catfish), 4614 nucleotides long. It is a transcript of the gene inpp5jb, whose product is annotated as inositol polyphosphate-5-phosphatase Jb. Bases 430 to 2448 code for a protein of 672 amino acids. The record is from RefSeq and is a predicted model, not a curated record. NCBI's taxonomy places the organism in Eukaryota, Metazoa, Chordata, Actinopteri, Siluriformes, Clariidae. Gene Ontology annotation, biological process: negative regulation of peptidyl-serine phosphorylation; phosphatidylinositol dephosphorylation. Gene Ontology annotation, molecular function: phosphatidylinositol-4,5-bisphosphate 5-phosphatase activity; phosphatidylinositol-3,4,5-trisphosphate 5-phosphatase activity. Gene Ontology annotation, cellular component: plasma membrane; cytoplasm; ruffle. The transcript has 13 exons.